Messenger RNA from Verticillium dahliae VdLs.17, 1122 nucleotides. RefSeq lists its product as uncharacterized. Bases 1 to 1122 code for a protein of 373 amino acids. The transcript has 2 exons. NCBI's taxonomy places the organism in Eukaryota, Fungi, Ascomycota, Sordariomycetes, Glomerellales, Plectosphaerellaceae. Gene Ontology annotation, cellular component: cellular bud neck; fungal-type vacuole. The record is from RefSeq and is a predicted model, not a curated record.
AUGGUGCGCCUAGGCUUUGUCGCCCGGCGGCGCUCGCCCGUCCUCUCGUCAGCCGUCACUGCUGUGGCGCUCUUCACCACGACGACAUUUGCUCAGAACGGCGGCAACAACAAUAACAAUAAUGCCAACACGAACCAGCCUUCGUCUGCUGGAGAACAGCCAGAAACCACGGCCGAGGCGGAGACUACCGCUGCGGCGGCGUCUACGGCCGCGGAGUCAGCAACACCAUCGCCCUCUGCCGAUGCGGAUGUGACCAUUUCUGGUGGUGAAUCCGCGACGCAACCAACAGCCACAGCCGCGACAACCUCGCAGACGCAGGGCACCGCGACGACAACAGGAGGCGAUGUUCAGAUCACUGGAGGCACCGACGACGGGGAUGCCAUCAUGACCUUUCCCACCAUCGAGACCAUCCUGGAGAUUCCCACCUACGCCCCUGCCGCUGUCCCGCCUACCCUCCACGCCCCCUUCAUGCAACACUCGACGGCUCCCGAGGGCACUGUGUUCAUCGCUGUUGGAGCCAUUCUCGGCGCCUUCGGCCUCGGCAUCCUUCUCUGGCGUGGUAUCGUCGCCUGUCUGCUGCAUCGCUCAGUCCGCCGUGCCGCCAUGGAGCAGCACAGUGCCAACGACAAGGCUGCCUUCCCUGCGCCUCCCGCUCAUUUCUACAAGUACAGCGAUCAUAACUCGUCGCUUUCUCUCUCUGGCGCCGCCGCCGCGGCCCGUGGUGUUCGACGCACCAACCGCGGACCCGCACCGCCGGCAGCCGCGACUCCCGCUUCCUCCCCUCUGCUUCUACGCUGCGGAUCUUCAUCUCCUGGCGGCAACCCUCAUCAGCACUCUAUCAGUUUGACCAACCUGCAUCCGCGCCCCGACUCGCGUGGCAACGGCCUUGGCGCCCCUGUCGGCCGGGCCGUGCCCCAGCAUUCACCACCCGAGUCGCCUCAGUUCACGGCUCGCCGUGAGAUGAGCACCAGCACCCUCAACCUCGCCGCUCCAGCACACGGCGCUCGCGCGCCGAGUGCCUACCUGGAAGACCUCCUCGACGAAAACCCGCAGGCCUUCCCCCCGAGUAACAUGCCCCCGCCGAAUCCCCAGCGCCAGCGCUCUCCGGGUCCACGCUUCUGA